This is a messenger RNA of Eimeria necatrix, 1200 nucleotides long. RefSeq names its product acid phosphatase, putative. Lineage: Eukaryota; Apicomplexa; Conoidasida; Eucoccidiorida; Eimeriidae. The transcript has 4 exons. The record is from RefSeq and is a predicted model, not a curated record. Gene Ontology annotation, molecular function: acid phosphatase activity; ferric iron binding; ferrous iron binding. The coding region runs from base 1 to 1200 and encodes 399 amino acids.
AUGGCUGUUCCUGCUCUGGGUUUCGCAAGCCGCCGGGUCCGCCCGGUGGCCUUGGCCGCGGCGAUCUUGGCGAGUUUGCUGGGAAUUCCGGCUGCUUUCGCGCAGCUUCGCUUCGCAGCGCUGGGCAAUUACGGAUUUGACCUUUCGGGGCAAAAAGAAGUGGCGGAAACCCUCAAGAAAACCGCCGCCGAGCAGCGGAUCAGCUUCCUGGUGAGCCCGGGCAGCAACUUUCCCAACGGCGUUUCGGGGGCCAACGACACCAAGUGGGAGGAAAUGUUCGAAGAAGUUUAUUCUGACGAAAAAGGCUCUUUAAGAAUGCCAUUUUUGACUGUUCUUGGCGCUGAAGACUGGUCUGGCAACUACACUGCCAUGCGCGAGAGAACUGAUCUGGUCUACGGCGACGGCUCUUCGGAAGAAACUGUCUCAAACUCCCCCAAGUGGACUUUGCCCAACUGGUGGUACCACUACGCAGUCCACUUCACAGCUUCCACAGGGAGCGCGUUUCUGAGCUCGGGGCACAAAGACAUGAGCGUGGGGCUGGUGUUCAUCGACACUUGGGUCUUGUCUUCUGCUUUUCCCUUCGGAAGCGUCACUGAAAAGGCCUGGCAAGACUUGGAAAGGACUUUGCAAAUUGCCCCCAAAGUCUUCGACUUUAUUCUCCUCGUGGCCAACAGGCCCCUCUACAGCAGCGGCAGCUCCAAGGGCGACUCCGCGCUGCAGUAUUACGUGCAGCCGCUGCUGCAGCAGGCCGGAGUCGACGCCUACAUCUCCGGCUACGACCACGACAUGGAGCUCAUUCAGGAAGAAGACAUCUCUUACAUCAACUGCGGAACCGGAUCUGUUUCCGGCUCGUCCGCGCUGGUGACCGCCUCGGGCUCGAAGUUUUUCAGCGGAGAAAAAGGCUUUUGUUUGUUUGAACUGACAGCUGACGGACUUAUUACGAAGUUCAUAAAUGGAGCCAGUGGAGAAGUUAUGUUUGAACACAAACAGCCGCUGAAGAGCCGGCCGGAGCGUUCAACCAUUGACCAGUUCAACUACCUCAGCGAGAUGCCGGAAGUGGCUUACUACCCCGUCCCGGAAAUGGGAAAGCUGCCCGGCAAAGACGUGUUCGUGCGCGUGGUCGGGACCAUUGGUCUUUGCAUUUUGACUUUUUUGGCGAGUUUGAGCCUCGCAAGUGGCAUUUCGCGGGCCAUGAAGUGA